Molecule: messenger RNA, 913 nt
Organism: Aspergillus wentii DTO 134E9
Lineage: Eukaryota; Fungi; Ascomycota; Eurotiomycetes; Eurotiales; Aspergillaceae
Exons: 1
Coding region: 336-824 (162 amino acids)
Source: RefSeq, a predicted model, not a curated record
ACUACUACCGCUCUGUAUCCUUUAUUAGGCUUUGUUAUCUUGUGUGUUCAACGAUUUCAUUCUGGCUGCCAGACGGCGCGAUAGCUAUAUCGAUUGAUAACAUAUGCUCAUUUCCGCAGCAACAAGAGCCUCUAUAUCUACCAUGGUUAGCAGUUAAUAUUAAGCUAUUGAAUGAAUCGACUGCAUACCUUAUACAGUCUUGCAUUCGCCGCUUCUUUUGCUUCUCUAUCCGAGGGGAAGAGAACAAAAAACUGAAGAAAAAAACAAGACAACCCCACUGGCCGCAGCCUAAUUGAGCGCUCUCCUAUGCGAUGAUUAGGGGAUGAUUCUCGCAUAUGAAUGAGUUUGCAUUACCGAAUCUCUCUGAUGAGAGUGGCCGGCGAGAAGAGAUAUAUGGCCCUGGAGGCCAGGAGGAACAGGCCGACGAUGGGGAGGGCGAUGAGGGUGACGAGGGCGACCACCGCCACCAAAAAGCAGGCGAUCUCGGCGGCGGAGGGGGACCAGGAGGCGAAGAGGAUGACCUCUCCUUGGUCGAAGACGGUGAGAUUCAUCAUGGUGGUGCUUUCAGCGCAAUUUCACGAUGUUUGACCGGGAGAAAGAAAGAAAUUUGCGUGCGCCAUCUGCGAAGAUCUUUUGCCCCGCCGAGGACGUUCCUUCUUCUUCCACAUUGGGAAGGCGCAGGUCUCUUCCGCUUUAGACACAGUAUAGCGCUCAACUGCUCUGCACUAUUAUUUGACACAAGAGUUAUGCUAAGGUACCCAGGCGCCCAUGGCACACGAUGGUUGCAGCAUCCAGAUAUUGUAGUAAAUGCGUGUUAUAUCUAGGCAGUCACUGCACUGAGAAAUGGGAGCAGUCAACGGCUUCAAUGCCUACCGAAAAGCCCAACGGGUUGCCACGAACUCUCUUCAUAACC